This is a messenger RNA of Lasiodiplodia theobromae, 2106 nucleotides long. RefSeq names its product Rna-directed rna polymerase 2. Gene Ontology annotation, molecular function: RNA-directed RNA polymerase activity. The coding region runs from base 1 to 2106 and encodes 701 amino acids. Lineage: Eukaryota; Fungi; Ascomycota; Dothideomycetes; Botryosphaeriales; Botryosphaeriaceae. The transcript has a single exon. The record is from RefSeq and is a predicted model, not a curated record. Gene Ontology annotation, biological process: siRNA processing. Gene Ontology annotation, cellular component: nuclear RNA-directed RNA polymerase complex.
AUGCCUGCAAGCAAGAUCUACUCCCGCCUCGAGCUUGGCUUUUCAAAAACCUACCCAGCUAUCGAAUUUCGCCCCAGUCAAAUCCAUGAAGUAGAUGACGAGCAUGGCGACGAAGCCGAAGAGGACACCAAAUUCAACGAUCCAAGUCUCGACUGGUCUCGGUUCUUGGAUUCGGCGCACACUUCAAGUAGGAUCAUGAGCGACGGAUGUGCCCGAAUUUCCGUCGCAGCUGCAACUUUGAUAUCAAAGUAUAUUGGCACAACAGAAUCUGUGCCUAGCGCCUUCCAAGGGAGGAUAGGCAACGCCAAGGGGCUUUGGCUCAAAUCCGUUGAUCCUGAGAGAGAUGAAAAAGACCCAAUCUGGAUUGAGACAACCGCGUCGCAGAGGAAAUUUGUGCGUCACGAGGAGGACCAGGAUGAUGCUCAUUACGAUAGCCACCGUACCACAUUCGACCUUCUGACUUGGUCAGAUCAACUCGCCUCUUCGCAAAUGAGCGUUUCACUCCUCGGGAUUCUUCACGACAGAGGUGUCUCCAAGUCGUCUAUCGCGCAGCUUGUCCGCGCUCAAAUGGACUUUGAGAAAAAUCUGUUUUUCGAUGCGCUUGAAGACCCAGCUUCCCUCCUGAAAUGGAUAUCAGCAAAGCUUCCUGGAGCAUCACCAGAUGGCGAUCCUUCCUCGUUACAAGCAAGCAUGCCUAAACUGCGCUCUGAGCGAAUCGCUCGCCUCGUCAGAGCUGGAUUUCAGCCUUAUACAUGUUACUACCUCUCUGAUCUCAUCAACAAAGGCUUUUCCGACUGGCUAAACCGCCUAGGCAACAAACUGGAGAUCCGAAUACCUCAUUCGACAUCUGCAUUCGGCGUAGCUGAUUUCCAACACGUCCUCAAGCCAGGGGAGAUAUUUCUGUCAUUUUCACGCGUCCUACCCGACGUAGAACUCCCAUACUUGUAUGAGAGAGAUGUACUCGUUGCUCGAUACCCUAUGCACCGACCAUCCGAUGUCCAAAAGGUUCGCGCUGUCUACCGUCCUGAGCUCGCCUCGAUUCAAGACGUUGUCGUUUUUUCGGCUCGUGGUGGCUUUCCACUUGCCGAAAAGCUCUCCAACGGAGACUACGAUGGUGACAGGUACUGGAUUUGCUGGGAACCUUUGCUUGUACGGGAUUUCAAGAACGCGCCCCCUCCGGAUACGGUUAAACCAGAACUCCUGGGCAUUCACAUCGAAUCAGAGCCUGUUUCGGGCGUUGGGGGGGCCGACGGCCUUCUCAGAAAAUCCUUUGAUUUACGAAUCUCUGAGAAUAUGCUUGGUCUUUGUUCAAAUUAUCAGGAGAGGUAUGCGUACGGGACAAACAAUCUCAGAACGCCCGAGAUGGCCCUGCUAUCAGACCUGCGGGACUGUCUAGUUGAUGGGCCAAAGAAUGGGUACCGUUUCACCAAGAAAGACUGGUACAGCUUCUUGAAUCGCAGAGAAUACCCCUGGAAGUUGAACGAGCCAGCGUACAAGCAGCCGAUUGAGAAAGCGAUUUGGUAUAAAGAAGGGAACAUCAUCGACUACGUGAAGUUCGCAGUCAUGAGGGAAUCCUUGCGGGAUUUCAAGACUGAGGUGGAUGAACGCCUUCAACACGUGCCAAGUGAGGAUGAGAACCUAUCCGGUCUUUAUACAGCCAGGUACCGCAGCUCGUGCAACGAGGAGGAUGAUGAAGUCAGAGAAGAGCUCGGGAAACUCGCCGAAAAUCUGAUCACACUUGUUUCUGGUUGGAAAGAGAGGCGUUUUAGAAAGGGCGGCCGGACCGAAGGCUACGAUGACGACAUUGAGCAAGCGUAUCUCGAGUAUCGGCAAAUCACUCCGAGGAACACGACUCACCCAGUCGUGGCCAGUUGGAUGGACCGAGCUGUGUCGAACGGAUUCACGACCUGGGAUCUCCUCAAAGCCUCAGCGCUACAUGUUAAGAUUGUUGACCAGAAAAUGUCGCACUUUGUUUUUUCUUUGGCUGGCCGUGAAUUACUCUUCAUGAAAGCGCUUGCAGUCGAUCCAAAUACGCAAUUUGUCACGUCGAACAUCAUGACCACGCUGAAGGUCAAGAGGCCGCGAAAUACUGGGAACAAGCCAUAA